Lemur catta (Ring-tailed lemur) is the source of this 893-nucleotide messenger RNA. RefSeq names its product leucine zipper protein 4 (gene LUZP4). The record is from RefSeq and is a predicted model, not a curated record. Lineage: Eukaryota; Metazoa; Chordata; Mammalia; Primates; Lemuridae.
AUGGCUUCGCUUUCAAAGCUGCCAUCUUCGGGGAAGGCGCUGCCAGACUCCAGCAAUGCAAGAAGUGUGCCCUUUAUGAAUAUGUCGCCAGAACAAUUACUGAAGUCAUCCAUGUCAUUGGGUCCCUAUAAACCGGGUAGUGAUUGUUUCAGGUUUGAUGGGGAGGUUGGAGAUUUAAAAAUCUUCCUGUGGUGUCCUUUUCUUAAUAUAGAUGACAUAAUUCUUAGAAAGACAGAAAGUGGAAGCGCUGAAGAAAUAAAGAAUAAGAAACAGAACCGUGGAAAAAAUAACUUGAAUUCAAAAUGGGAUCAUAGGCGGAGAGAAUAUUCAAGAUACAGAAACAACUUGGAGGAAAGAAAUUGUGAUAAACCACACCACGAACCUUCUGGAUUCAAGUCUGGACAAAGCCGUUUAAACAGCCAGCCUUUAAUGAAGCAGGAGAAGUGCAAUGACAAUGAUGAGGCCCAAGCAGAGAAGAAUCAAGGCCAAUCAGAGGGGCACCAGCAUCAAUCAGAAGGAAAUCAAAAUGAUCGGGAAGGAUCUCAGGGCCAACCAGAAGAAAAUCAAUACCAUUCAGAGGGAUCCCAAGGCCACUUACACAGAUCUCAUUAUCAAUCAAAGAGAUCUUAUGGUCAAUCAAAGAGAUCUCAUGGCCAAUUAGAGAGAUUUCAUGGUCCAUCAGAGAGAUCCCAUGUCCAAUCAGAGAGAUCUUAUGGCAAUCAAAGAGAUCUUGUGGCCAAUUAAAGAGAUCUUAUCACUACUCAAAGAGAGCUUAUGGUCACUCAAAGAUAUCUUAUGGUCAAUCAGGAAGAUCUCAUGGCCAAGCAGAGAGAUAUCGAAAACACCGACCAGUAGGAAGAAUCCAAAGAUUACCCAUAACUGAUUCUGAAUAU